CGGCGAUAAAAUAUCGUGAUUGAUAAGUCAAUACAAUGGCAAGCCAUGAGUCUCUUCCGGUUGUUCUCUGCGGACGACUUGAAAAGGUGGGCUCUCGUAUUAUCGAAGAGCUGAAACCUGAAUACGAAGUAAUCCAUUUCAUAACGAGUAUCGAGGACGGUGUACACAACCUUCCUCCUAUCCUAUCUGGGUCCUUGCCAUUAUCAGACGAAAGUGGCUUGGGUUCCAAGAGUUAUUCUCGACCCCCCAAGGCAGUCAUUCUGGGUGGUGGAUAUGAUGAUGAAGCUAUCGCUCGACUUCGUUACGCGGUUACCAGCUUGCAGGGGACAAUAGAAGUACCUUGGCUAAAAGCAGAUCUCAAGAAGACGGAGGCUGGCCCUACUCCCGGGACGGAUGAGUACUGCAAUUUUGCGGCAUCCCGGAUGAAAGAGACGCUCAGAGCUUUGCAGGAGAGAGAGAAGCUCGAUACAAGAGGAGAUGGAAUUUUCCUCUGGUGA
Penicillium samsonianum is the source of this 497-nucleotide messenger RNA. RefSeq lists its product as uncharacterized. The coding region runs from base 36 to 497 and encodes 153 amino acids. The record is from RefSeq and is a predicted model, not a curated record. Lineage: Eukaryota; Fungi; Ascomycota; Eurotiomycetes; Eurotiales; Aspergillaceae. The transcript is spliced from 2 exons.